Cladocopium goreaui is the source of this 551-nucleotide messenger RNA. NCBI's taxonomy places the organism in Eukaryota, Dinophyceae, Suessiales, Symbiodiniaceae. The record is from the annotation of a GenBank genome assembly.
AUGGGAAGUAGGUGGUUCCAACCGCCCUGGCUCGAAGUGACAGUCAAAUCUGGGAGCUUCAACAUGCUUACAAGGUUGGUGAUGUUGUCAUCUGCAGAGUCAACGCUGGAUGGACUCUCAUCUCUUGCUGGAAGUGGAGAGGUAUACUCGGAACCGGCCAUUUUCAUAGGGGUACCUCACAGAACCGAACCUGGGGCUCCAAACCAGCGGACGAAAGCGCCCUGGACGCCGAUGGCAGAAGAAGCAGAAGACCGGAGAGAGGCGCUGGACAUUUUUUUCGAGAUCUCCAGCAUCUUGAAAACCGGCUUGAGCAAGGAGUCAUUGAAUGCCCUGGUGGGUCUGUGUGAAUUGGGUGUGAAUCCUGAGGCCUUGGCGGAGGCGGUUCGUGACCUGCGCGCGCAGAAGGAGGCAGCCGCCCUGGAGGAACGACGGGCUCCCAGCGCUGCGACGCCGAGUCGGACAGGCCGCGAAAGGUGAGCCGAGAUUUCAGAACGAUGGCUGAGUAGUGAGUGGCUCAUCCCGGGAAUUGCCAGUGGCUUAGUGAAAACCCC